Messenger RNA from Marchantia polymorpha subsp. ruderalis, 831 nucleotides. NCBI's taxonomy places the organism in Eukaryota, Viridiplantae, Streptophyta, Marchantiopsida, Marchantiales, Marchantiaceae. The record is from the annotation of a GenBank genome assembly.
CGGGAGCUUUUCGCUCGGAGCAUACAGAAAAGCAUUUCAAUCUCGUUUUAUACUUUCUGCUCAUGGAUCGAGAGCACAUCCUAACAACCAUGCUUGUCGCAGGUUAAACUAUCCAGAGACGAAAAUAUUUCAGGACCAGUCGAUUCCACCACAAGACUUUCACAUCUUUUUUCAGUAGCUAGUCUGACGUGACAGGCAACUGGAUAGUCUAUAGAGCAGUGUUCAUGCAACCUAAUCCCAGCGGAGAUGGUGCUGCAGAUGGCACUGAAUCGCAAGAGCAGGUCCCGAGCUGGUCAUCUACUCCUACGAUCAGAAUCAUCACAGGCCUCAUCGAAGACUCAGGCUACGAUUUCUUAGCGCUGCUGAUCGUUCCGUGCAAAGAUUUUCGGAAACUUCCAAAGGAAAUCCUGACACGAGCACUUGAGGUUCCACGUCGUACGAUUGCUGUACAGGGUGCAGUUAUCCUGUGUCGCCCGGAGAGCUGCAGACCUACACAAAUCCAAAUGCCCGAGAACUGCAUGCCUAAAUCGUACGACAGUAAAUUAUAGAUUAUAAAGUAACACUGAACCUGAAAGGUGGCAGCGAAAGUUCAGUUCAAUAAUCUGUUUCUGGAGGCUGCAAAAUUGACAUCCAGCGUAGACGGAUUGGAGUUUACAGGGGACCGGCCUCAAGCAUCUAGGUUUAGAAUCAUGUUGGGGGUUUAUGCGUCUCGGACAAUUUAGUUCCUAAAUAUAUGAUUUGAUACUUUUUCCCCUUUUUCUAUAUAUAUCGUUUCCAUAUUAUAUGUUUUUUGAAACAAGAAUAUUGCACAUCUUCACUCAAUGUACGUCA